This is a messenger RNA of Salarias fasciatus (jewelled blenny), 6480 nucleotides long. RefSeq names its product SLIT-ROBO Rho GTPase activating protein 2 (gene srgap2). The record is from RefSeq and is a predicted model, not a curated record. Bases 500 to 3967 code for a protein of 1155 amino acids. Gene Ontology annotation, biological process: signal transduction. Lineage: Eukaryota; Metazoa; Chordata; Actinopteri; Blenniiformes; Blenniidae. Gene Ontology annotation, molecular function: protein binding. The transcript has 22 exons.
CCUUCCUCUCUCUCACUUCAGGAGGAGGAACAAGAAGAGGGCAGUUUAGUUUUGGACUGGCAGCAGCAAGCUCGAGCCCCGCUCAGGGCAAAGGGAAAAGGAAAAAAAAAAACCCCAACUUCCUCACUUUUUUUUUUAUAAGAAAGGGAAUGAAUCACAUUUCACUUGAAGUUGUUUGCACCAUAACCGGUUUUGAGGAGGCGGUGAGGCGCGGCGGUGGAGAGGAGCACACAGCAGCAGCAGCGGCGGCGGCAGCAGCGCCAAACUCACAAUGCGCCCUGAGUGAGCAGAGCAGAGGCAGGGAGACAAUACACACAGAUCCCCGGGCUCACUGAGGAGCUGCGACCUCUCAUCUGGGCUCCGCUUUCUGUGAAACUCCAACAAACGCGCUCCGGAGUGGCUUUUCUCCGCUUUACGGCUCAUCUAUUCAUUUGACUGAGAGAGAGAAAAGAAACUGACUUCACUACGAGGACAAGUGGUUUGAUCCCCAAACUCAGCCAUGACGUCUCCAGCCAAAUUCCGAAAGGACAAGGAGAUCGUGGCCGAAUAUGAAACUCAAGUUAAAGAGAUCCGUGCCCAGCUGGUGGAGCAGCUCAAGUGUCUGGACCAGCAGUGCGAGCUGAGGGUGCAGCUGCUGCAGGACCUGCAGGACUUCUUCAGGAAGAAGGCCGAGAUCGAGAUGGACUACAGCCGCAACCUGGAGAAGCUGUCCGAGAGGUUCCUCACCAAGACCCGCAGCACCAAAGACCACCUGCUAAAGAAGGAGCAGAGCAUCCUGUCUCCGGUGAACUGCUGGAACCUGCUCCUGCUGCAGGUGAAGAGGGAGAGCCGGGACCGCGCCACGCUGUCCGACCUUUACCUCAACAACAUCAUCCCCCGGUUUGCACAGAUCAGCGAGGAUUCGGGACGCCUCUUCAAGAAGAGCAAAGAGGUUGGCGUCCAGCUGCAAGAGGACCUGAUGAAAGUUCUCAAUGAGCUCUAUACGGUGAUGAAGACGUACCACAUGUACAACACCGACAGCAUCAACGCCGAGUCCAAGCUGAAGGAGGCGGAGAAGCAGGAGGAGAAGCAGAUGGGGCGCUCCAGUCGGCAGGACGACCGUCAGACGCCGCGCUCCCCCGACACGCUGGCCAGCAUCAAGACCGACGAGAAACCCGUCCGGCGCUCCAGCGUCAAAAAGAUCGAGAAGAUGAAGGAGAAGAGACAAGCAAAGUACACGGAGAACAAGCUGAAAGCCAUAAAGGCCAGGAACGAGUACCUGCUGGCGCUGGAGGCCACCAACAGCUGCGUCUUCAAAUAUUACAUCCACGACCUUUCCGACAUCAUCGACUGCUGCGACCUGGGAUACCACGCCAGCCUGCACCGCGCCCUGAGGACCUACCUGUCUGCGGAGCAGAACGUGGAGACGUCCAAACACACUGGCCUGGAGACGCUGGAGGGGGCGGCGGAGAGUCUGGAGCCCAACGGCGACAAGCAGAAACUGAUGGAGACCUACAACAACGUCUUCUGCCCGCCGGCUCGCUUCGACUUCCAGUCCCACAUGGGAGACACGGUGGGGGUGGUGUGUGCACAGCAGCCGCUGGAAAGCGAGCUGCUCCAGAGGUGCCAGCAGCUGCAGUCCCGCCUCUCCACGCUCAAGAUCGAGAACGAAGAGGUGAAGAAAACCAUGGAGGCCACUCUGUCCACCAUCCAGGACAUGGUGACGGUGGAGGACUACGACGUCUCCGAGUGCUUCCAUCACAGCAACAGCAUGGAGUCGGUCAAGUCCACCUUCAGUGAGUCCUAUCUCAGCAAGCCCAGCCUGGCCAAGCGGCGGGCCAAUCAGCAGGAGACGGAGCAGUUUUACUUCACAAAGCUCAAGGAGUUUCUGGAAGGCAGGAACCUGAUCACCAAGCUGGAAGCCAAGCACGACCUCAUCGACAAGACCCUGGGAGAGAGUCAGAAGACCGACUGUUGCCUUGCCAGUGGAAGGAGAAACUCUUCAGUACGGAAACAGGACUCGGGUGAAGCCAUUCCCCUCAUGGUGGAGAGCUGCAUCCGCUUCAUCAGCCGCCACGGUCUGCAGCACGAAGGGAUCUUCAGAGUGUCGGGCUCUAAAGUGGAAGUCAACGACAUUAAGAACGCCUUUGAGAGAGGUGAGGACCCUCUGGCAGGGGACCAGAACGACCACGACAUGGACUCCAUCGCCGGCGUGCUGAAGCUGUAUUUCAGAGGGCUGGACCACGCGCUCUUCCCAAAGGAAGUCUUCCAUGACCUCAUAUCCUGCGUCUCCAUGGAGAGCCUGCAGGAACGGGCGGUCCACAUCAAGAAAAUCCUGCAGUCCCUGCAAAGUAAAACUCUCAUCAUCAUGAGAUACCUGUUUGCCUUCCUCAACCACCUGUCUCAGUACAGCGAGGAGAACAUGAUGGACCCCUACAACCUGGCCAUCUGCUUCGGCCCCACCCUGAUGUCUGUGCCCGAGGGCCACGACCAGGUCUCCUGCCAGGCCCACGUCAACGAGCUGAUCAAGACCAUCAUCAUCCACCACGACGCCAUCUUUCCGGGGCCGCAGGACCUGCCGGGCCCCGUCUACACCGUCCCCGGAGCGGGAGAGGAGUUCUGCGACAGUCCGCACUGUGAGCCCCCCCUUGUGGAGGAGCCGGCACCUGACACCAUCUCCGUCAGCCACAACAGUGAAGACGGCUCCUUGGCUGUUUCAGAGUGCGACCCCAUAGAGGCCAUCGCCCGGUUCGACUACACCGGCCGCACCAGCAGGGAGCUGUCGUUCAAGAAGGGCGCGUCGCUGCUUCUGUACCAGCGAGCGUCCGACGACUGGUGGGAGGGGCGGCACAAUGGAGCGGACGGACUGGUGCCGCACCAGUAUAUUGUCAUCCCAGACACGCCUGACGUGGGACGGGGAAGUCCGAAGCCCGACGUGGACAGCAGGGAUCUGCUGGAGGAGCGGGUGUCCACCAGAGGCAGCGCCGCCUCCCCCACCGGGGCCCACGUGGCCGACAUCUAUCUGGCCAACCUGAACAAGCUGAGGAAGCGGCCCGAGUCCGGCAGCAUCCGCAGAGCCUUCCGUUCGGAGAGCGACAGCACGAGUCCAGGAACCAGCGGAGGAGGCGUGAGGACGGCGUCACUUCCUGUCGGCGGGGCGCUGGUCAAAGAGGCAGGAGACAAACGACCAGUCAGCGCACACAGCAUCCUCAACUCAGUCACUCGCCACUCCUCGCUCAAGGCCAAGGUGGAAAGUCCACAGCUCCGAAAGUCGACUCCAGCAGGACGCUCCAAGAGCUUCAGCAACCACCGACCGCUGGACCCCGAGGUGAUCGCCCAGGUGAGGCGCCGCUCAGAGCUGCUGGUCACAUUUCAGGGACGUGCUCGUCUCUCAUCAUGUCCGCCUCUCGUGUUGCAGGACAUCGACACGUCCAGGAGCGAGCUCAGCAAGCUGGAGCUGCAGGGCACGCCCAAACACACGCACACGCCUGACGUGGUCCUGGACACGCUGGAGCAGCUGAAAGGUGUGUGUGGCGGCGGCGGCGGAGGAGGAGGGGGAGGGGGCGGGGCCUCAGAGCCCUCCAGUCCCCUUCACUCCCGCCUGUUGCGGGACAGCGAGGGGGGCUCCUCGCACGCCCAUCCGCUGCAGCGCAGCGCCUCCUCCGCCAGCGACGUGCCCUCGUCCUUCCGCCCCGCCAAGAGCCAGCCGCGGAGCCCGCUGCCCUCCGCCACCUCCCCCUCCCUGUCCUCCUCCUCCCUCUCCUCGUCCGUACCGUCUUUCAGAGAGCUGCGCCCUCCGGCGACGAGGCCCAAGCCCGUGGUGUUCCCAAAGAGCGGAGGAGGGAGCGGGAGUCCGGCCAUGGGCUCUCCGACCUCCACCGUCCCCCCGACGCCCCCGCCUCCGCCAGCAGGCUACACGCACUCGCUCCCUCACACCCCUCCUCCUCCACCACCGCCCCAGUCUAACGACAAGUCCUGCCCAGCCUAGUUCUCCUCAGUCCGCCCUGCAGCACAGAUCCCUUCAGACUCUACAUCCUCACAGCUCUUUCACCAGGUGCCACAAGCACCUGCUUUGUUUCACACGGGAAACCUGCUAACACACGACUCACCUGUAGCAUCCACUCACUGGUGUGCGGGCAACUUCUUCACACAAGACGUUUUCCCUUUUAGUGUCCGGUGUGUGUUUUUUUUUUUUUUUUUUUUUUACUGCCCUUUCCCGGCAGCUCUGCUUUAAUAUAGGUCAACUAUCAAAGGGCAAACACCUCUUCUUUCUUCUUGCCGUCACAGAGAUUCAAGAGAUCGCUGGAUUUUCCAAUCUUUUGAGAAGGGAACAGGACUCAGGACGGACACUGACAGGUCUGCAGCGCCUGGAGCGAACAUAAUACUAGCUUGUGAUGUAUGAAUUUUCAGUGGGUGUGCAAGAGUGUUACUUGCCUUUAUACACAAAGCUUUGUGAGGAACAAAAAGCACUGUUUGGUUUUGUAUAGUAGACAUGACAGUUGUUUUUUUUUUUAUCUUUUUUUUUUUAAAUGACCCCAUGACUAGCAGACCAGGUGGGAGUGUUUGGUUUCUGAGAAUAGACUGUGAAAUGCUAAACUCUCACUCUGUAGGAAUAAAACACACUGACUUGCUGCUUCAGAGGAGUCAAAGGUGGACUUUUGUGAUGAUAAAAGAAAACUGGGCCAAAUAUCAGUGUCAGUCAUGUGAUCAAGAGCUUUACUUUAUCUCUUCCUCCAGUGUUUGAUAUGUUUUGUGAUUAUUUUUUUUUAAAUUGCCAUUUAGUACUAGCACCACGAUAGGAGCAGCAAACAACACAUGCCUGACUCGGCCAACAAAAGGCAGAAAUUCAUCUGAAUCGUUUGGUUUUCAAAGCGUGGGGCACUUCUCCUAUUGGGGGAUCAGGGGACCAUCCCAUACUUAGAAAACCACUGAUCUCAAAGCAAUACAAAUAAGGAAAGCUGGCAGUUUGUGGCAUUAUUCGGCUUUUCUCCUCUCCUCCUAUGGGAGACCACUGAAGCCCAGCAUUCUCACGUGUAAUGUUGGACUGCGCGUGCACACACACGCACACAUUUUCUUUAAAUGUGUGUGUCGGCGGUGUUUUGUGGCAGCUAAACGUCUUUCAGGUUUUCCUUGCAUGCUGGGGCCUUUGACAGCAGCUACAAUAGACAAACUGGCUGAUUGCAUCACUUCCUCUAUCUGCAGUACCAGCUAUCGGUCAGCUUCCUAAAAAAACAAAGUAAAAAGUUAUGUAUUGCUCCUAUACACUAUAUACUUCAGACUUAACAGUAAAUAAAGGGGUUUGAUUCUUCUAAUACUGUGUUAUGUAUAUUUAAUAACCAUGAUGAUAACUGGAAGCAUGGAGCUGAGGAUUCUCCUGUGUUUCGAUAAAAGCACAACCAACCACCUCAUCUGAUGCGUUCUCAAGCAAACUAUGUUUUUACUUUGUGUUCUUUUUCCCAGUUAAUGCUCAAAAUCUGUUAUGGUGUGUAUAUAUGGAGUUUUGUAACCCUCUGUGUGUAUGCAUGUGUGUGCGCCUGUGUGAGCAUGCAUGGAUAAAGGAGUAUGAAUGCAACUCUCCCAAACUGACAUCGUCUUUUAAGCGGAAGCCACCCGACAGCAGCCAUCUGGAGGCUGGAAGGAAAAACACUUUUCCCGUGCUCCUGAGUACCAGCAGCCUUAGUGCUGAGAAGUAUAUGCACUGUACACAUGUGACCAUAUGAAAAAGCCUGCAGGGAUUCCUGAAAUGUCUUGUCCUCAGUGAGUGUUGCAGCAGACCAGCAUCGACUAGAAAUAAGAUGAGCAAACCCAAAUCAAAUGACUUCAACUUUUCCUGGUCUGAGAUUCUUUAAUAUUUAGUUUUUGCAAAGUUAGAUUUGGUGGUGAAUUUAACAAAAAAUGUAAUAAGUGGACAAUUUUAUAAACGCAAACUAAAAUGAUGUGUGAUUGAGGUUCAACUCAACGAGAGGCUUUUUUUAUUUUUUAACCUGUUUUUAAAGGAAAAAAAAAAGUGAUGAACUGGCUUUAUACAUGUGUCUUUUAGCCUUCUGCUUGAUCUCCCUAAAAAUGCAACACAUACUGCGUUCCUGUAUGCUCUCAUCCAGGUAAUGAAUUGUAAUUAAGGGUUUUAUUAAAGAUUUCUCUGUAUACUGUUGGUGUAAUACCUGGUGUAUUCGUGUUGCUCUUACCUCAUCGUUCCAACUGGAGGGGGACUGUACCUGUGUGUGUUUGUGGUGCAGAGCAAGCGCUCACACAGACAGGCGUGUGGGUGGUUGGGUCAUUGUUUCCCGGUUGUGCUGUCUUGGGGAGCUGGGACCCUCUUCGAUUUCAAAUCAAUCAUCGUGCACUUGAACAACUUGGCUUGCAUGUGGACUAACUGUGUGGGGAUGAUAUGUUUGAGUUGAAUAUUGUUAAAUAUGCAUUUUUGUGUCCAUUUGAAAACAGCUGAACUAAAAAAAAAAAAUGACUGUAAUGUCAAAUCUAUUUAUAGUUGUCUCUGUAUUA